AAAAAUGAUGCAUUACAAAACGUGCAUUUUCCGAUAUUUCUUCAAGGUUGCUUCAAGGCCUUCAAACUCAAAAUUCAGGGUUUUCAGUGCCAUUUUAUGUUAAUUUCGUCCUCACGUAAUUGCGUAUAUUUUGGAAGGUAUAUUUGUCUGAAAAAGUAAUUGACUGAUCAAUUUCGAGAGACAUGAUAAAUGGAGUAAGAGUAGUGUGGGGAAACUGGCAGAGGACGAUAGACCGCUAUGCAGUCAUCAUUUAUCAGGCGAUAAAUGGUGGCGGCGGUCCGUCGCCGGCUCUGGCUCUGGCCGCCGCCGGUGGCGUCCCCCACCAGCGGGCCGCGACGCCACCUGGCGGGGCUCCGCCGCCCGUCGCCGACGACGGCUUCCUCUGGGCGGUCCCCAAGUACCGACGCUCUGUGGAGCGCAGGAUGAUGCGGCGCUACGGAGCGGAGAGCUGGCCCAACGGCCGCAAACUCAUCAAGCCCAAGAAUAACCUGAUAUUCUGUCUAAAGUGCGGCAGCCACUAUCUUCCCGGAAUGCUGUGCAUGACCUGUUACAACCGUGUGAAGAGUGAGACCGAGGAGCUGCAAAAGGCGGUGGCGCAGCAGCAGGGCCUCACCCCGCCAGACAGAGAAGUGGCCAUCGUGUAUCGUGGGGAGCGCGAGGCCAUCGACGACCAACAGGCCAAGGCGGUCAGACUAGUAGAACUUCCCAAGGAGCGACCUCGCUGGUUCAGCAAGAACCUCAUGCAGAGGACUACCACGCCGGUUGCCACAGAAACAGCUCCCGUCAAGCCCUCCGAUCUCGGUUGAGCUAUUCCUUGGUCGUGAAUACUCCAUGCCUGAGAACAUCUGGUGAACUCUGUACCCAUGUGAGCUGGUGUGUCUGAUUUGUUGGGCCAGGAGCGUUCUGACCAUUUUUUCUUCCCCAGGAGAAAUUUAACAGAAUGUGUUCACAACUGUUGGAUAGUUGACUACGGUCAUCUCAGAACCCCAGGCGGUGUAUGUAAUGUGCGACGGAAUGAUGUGUUUUUGCUUUUUGAAUGGGAGAAUGGUAGUGUUGUGAAAUCAAUGCAGAUGAUUUGUCAAGUGAGAGUUUUGAGGCUACAGUAAUGACCUGUUGAAGUGGGCGAAAAAGUGUUCACGGUCUUCUAAUACAGGUUGUGGAGUGGAAUA
Molecule: messenger RNA, 1169 nt
Organism: Amphibalanus amphitrite
Lineage: Eukaryota; Metazoa; Arthropoda; Thecostraca; Balanomorpha; Balanidae
Gene: mRpL32
Product: 39S ribosomal protein L32, mitochondrial-like
Exons: 4
Coding region: 183-806 (207 amino acids)
Biological process (GO): translation
Cellular component (GO): mitochondrial large ribosomal subunit
Molecular function (GO): structural constituent of ribosome
Source: RefSeq, a predicted model, not a curated record